GCCCGAUGCCCCAGGGCGGUGCUAGGGGCUGCAGGGAGCGAGGUGGGGGGAAGCCAGGGGCUCUCUCCGGGCAGUCAGGGCUGGCCCGAUGCCCCAGGGCGGUGCAGGGGGCUCUGUAAGGGAGCAGUGACACCCCAGGCUGGAGGAGAUGGAGGGGGCGUCACACACACUUAGGUUGUGGCUAGUAAAGGGCGCGCCGUAUAGCUGCUGUUUGUGGGCAGGGGAGAAGGUGGCAGAAAACACCCCCCACGAGCGGCAGCGGCUUUGUCGGUAUGAGGGCUGUUCACACUGGCGCUUUUCAUCGAUAAAACGUGAGCUUCAGGCGUGUUCUCCUGACCUUGCUGCCGGGGACCCCCCUCCUGCGCUCCCCCGCUCCCCGGCUCACUGCCAGGCUUGGCUCGGGGGUGGCAGCUGUGGGCGCAGAGCCGAGCAAGCAGAGAAGCUGAUGGUGUGAGGGGCGUGUGGGCUGCGGAGGCACUGAAAGCACGUGGGGAACCUGGGCCACUCAUCUUGCAGCCCUGACGCCUGCCAGAGCCCAGAUCCCUCUUCCCCUGCCAGGAUGCUGCUCGCUCUGCUGCUCCUCCCCUGGGCAUGGGGGGCCCUGGCCGCCUCCCCUCAUCUCCCCCCAGCAUCUGUCACCCUCCGGCUGCUCCAAACCACCGUCUUCCACAACGCCAGCUCCACAGACACGGUGGGGACGGCCCUGCUGGGCGACCUGGAGACCCACUCCCUGGCCUGCGGCACCUGCAAGAUCCGCUUCCUGCAGCCCUGGGCCCAGCAGGGCCUGACCCCGAAGCAGUGGGGGGACCUGGAGCUGCUGAUCCAUCACUACCUAUUCAACUUCAACCGGACUGUGAAGAGAAUGGCCCAGCAGCAGCGAAUGGGCUACCCCUUUGUUACCCAGGGCUCCAUUGGCUGCGAGCUGCACCCCAACAGCACCUCGAGGGGAUUCUAUGAUGCUGGACUGAACGGCGAGGACUUCAUCAGCUUCGACGCAGAUGCAGGGAAAUGGGUCGCUCAGCAGGCAGACAAGCUGGCGCUCUACGUCCAGGAUCUUCUGAACCAGGAUAAGGGCACAGCCAGCACGCUUCAGUUUCUCCUGAGAACAACGUGUGUCAAUGAGCUCAAUACCUUUGCCCAGUACGGGAGAGAGUCUCUGGAGAGGCAAGAGAAGCCGGUCGCCGUGGUGUUUGCCCGAGCGCCUCCCCCAGCCGGGACCCCCGCGCCGGUACUGCUGGUUUGCCGGGUCACCGGUUUCUACCCCCGGCCAGUCCGCGUGGCCUGGCUGCAGGACGGGGAGGAGGUGGCGCCAGGCGGGCGGCUGAACUCCAGUGGGAUCCUGCCCAAUGCGGACCUGACUUACCAGCUGCACAGCUCCCUGGCCGUGGAGCCGGGCACCGGGCACAGCUACGCCUGCCGGGUGCAGCACAGCAGCCUGGGGGGCCAGAGCCUGCUGAUCCCCUGGGAGCAGAGCAGGCCCUGGAGCCCCAGCUGGGUCGUGGGCAUCACCCUGGGGGUUCUGGUCGCAGCCGCCGUGCCGUGCGCGCGGCCGUGGUGCUGUGGCGGAGCAGACGCAGGGGCUACCAGGACGUUAGACCAGGGGAGCCCAGUGCCUGAGGGGGCAGCACCGGCCCGGGCGUGGGAGUCGGCCCCUCUCCUGGGGACUUAGACCUGUGCCCUGCUGCAAGCGAUUUGUCCUGAACCAGCACUCUCUGUUGAGUCCCACCAGAACCGCAUCGUUACUGCAGCUGAGUCAGCGGGAUCCGCAGAGCCAGGUCAGUGACGCUCUGGAUCAGAACCCCACGCUACCCACAUUGGUACUGUUGGUCAAAGAUCAGUGGCCAUGAGCCAGAAAGCACCAGCGGACGCAAUGGAACUGCAGGCCCUGAGAGACGGCCUGCAACAUCAACAAAAAGUGGCAGAAACUCGAUUGAGAGAGAAGCAAGCCCUGGCCAAGCUGAAACAGAAGCUGCUGAAAGAGGAACGGGCUCGUAGGGAGCGUUUGGCUGCUGAGGAGGUUGGCCAGAUGCGACAGAAACUGCCAGACACCAGCUCCACGUUAAAAGAGCAAGGGAAGAACAGCAGAAACUGAGAGUCCAGGUUCUAACAGUGGUGGUGUGUUUGUUACUCUGAGCAGUGUCUGUGCUGAACCAGUUUUGCUAUGGCCAGGGAGAGGGUGACUGCUUGUUGGUGCCCCCAGGGCCGUCCCUAAGAUUUACGGGGCCCUAUGCAGUAUUGUUAAACUGGUGCCCCUGUGCCUGACGGCAGCCUGGGCUUGCAGCCCGGCGGGACGGGGGCAGAGGGACAAGGCAGAAAGAAUAACAACGUGCCCGGCCCACCUCAUGGUGGCGGAGAGUCACAGUUCCCCACAGAGAUCCCUGUACCCUCUCUGUCACGCAGAACGGACGUGCAGAAGGUACCUAAUUGAAAGCACUACACUUGGGAAUAAAAAAUGUCAGUCACAGGUUUUUUGAUCUGCCCUGAAGUUUGUCAGACAUUUAUUUGCAAAACCUUUGUAGUAAGGGCGAGGCAGCCGUCCCGCUGAACACGGCAUUCAAUAUUCUGGAAUACAUGGUGCAGCUCUUCUCUGGGUUACAUUUUCUUCAUCAGUAUUUCUAAGCUGAUUUUAUAUUUAAAAUGUGCUCUUAUGCCUCAUAAAGUAACCAGUCCAGAUUGCUACAUGUGUAACUCACUGAAACAGACAGUAUUGAAAUUAAAGAGUCACAGCG
Messenger RNA from Gopherus evgoodei (Goodes thornscrub tortoise), 2729 nucleotides. RefSeq names its product antigen-presenting glycoprotein CD1d-like. Gene Ontology annotation, molecular function: exogenous lipid antigen binding; lipopeptide binding; endogenous lipid antigen binding. The transcript has 6 exons. Gene Ontology annotation, biological process: negative regulation of coagulation; antigen processing and presentation, exogenous lipid antigen via MHC class Ib; positive regulation of T cell mediated cytotoxicity. The record is from RefSeq and is a predicted model, not a curated record. Gene Ontology annotation, cellular component: external side of plasma membrane. Bases 560 to 1669 code for a protein of 369 amino acids. Lineage: Eukaryota; Metazoa; Chordata; Testudines; Testudinidae.